Molecule: messenger RNA, 2444 nt
Organism: Xiphophorus couchianus (Monterrey platyfish)
Lineage: Eukaryota; Metazoa; Chordata; Actinopteri; Cyprinodontiformes; Poeciliidae
Gene: siral1
Product: family with sequence similarity 118 member B
Exons: 7
Coding region: 1237-2298 (353 amino acids)
Source: RefSeq, a predicted model, not a curated record
UCAAUCUUCUGAAUUGUAGUUUAUUUUUCCAACAGCAGAUGGCAGGCUAGCCGUGGGAAAUGCCAGAAUUGAAUAUGCUGACGUGUAAAUUCCUAAAAGGAGACUGUAUGGAUUUUCUAUAGUGAAAGAGGCCAAUUGAGAAAUAGGUUUUGUGGCGAAUGUAUUUAUUCUCUACUUCUUUUCAAAUAACUAUGAGUUUACCUUUUAGCUAUCAGUUGACAUUAAUCAAACCGUUUUCUGAAGAAACGUAAAAUACUUUUUUCAUAAACAAUACGUUUUCUAAAUGAGCGCAAUAAAAGGUAAAAAGUAAUGUCAUACUCGAGUUUAUCAGCUGCACAUCCUAAAUUAUGUAAGCAAUGCGUCUCAGCUAUAUAUUUUUAGGCCUCAAGCCUAUAUUGAAAUGCGCUUUGUAAACAUUUUAAUUUCUGACUUUGGAAGUUGGAGAGAUUUGUUGCUUGGCAGUUAAACAAUCCGGUGUAAUAUAAGUUUGAAAAAAGAAAAAUAUUGUUGGAGAAACAUUUGUUCUAUCGCUGAAAAAUGUCAUGGGAUUUUGAAACUAUGUCGAGUUGAUUGUAAUAUUUUACUUUACCAAGCUUACAAAACAUUAAAUAUUAUGUGUUUUACGGUGACGUUCUAUUACGGCAGCGCAACGCAGAUUUACCGUAGCACGUGAAAGCGUCAUAAAACCCGGUGCACAUUACGGUCCGCGGGCGGUCACUUUUUAACAGUCAGAAAACCGUCAAUAUAGACAGAAGAGCUGCGAGAGGCUCUGACAGCAGCAGAGGUCGAGAGCGUUUAUGACACAUGACUCAUGGGGAGAACACAUUAAAACUAUUUUUAUUGGAAAAAUAUUUGAGGCGCUAGUUCUACUGUCACAAUGACCGGAGGCAGUGGUGCCGAGGGAGUUUCAUGCGUUUAACAAACCUGGAUUUUUUUUUCUCUUUUUUUUUGGACUUUGAUGAAAAAAACAACAACAACCCAUUAAACUUACAACGAGAAAACAGCGAGGCUAUUGUCACCGAACUGUCAGUGGUGAGUGGUCAUUUAUCAGAUUAACAUCAAGACUUAAUAAAGAAAAAAAAAGGAAGGAAGAAAAAUGCCACGAAGGCUUAUUGAUUUCCGAACUAAUUAAAGUGGAUCAAGUUCUACCUUGACUGACUUCAUCUGACUUAAAAUCAAAAGACAUCUAAAAUUAAGCUGAAGUAAACACUGGAGUUACCUGGAGCAAGGAGCUGAAUGGCCUCUGUUGUAGCAGUGAAAACUGAGAAGCGUCCUGCAGCUGAUUCUCAGGAUGCAGAGUCAAACGCUAAAAAGCCCAGGAAAUUGCUGCCCAGCCUGAAGACCAAGCGAGCCCCCGAGCUUGUUCUGGUGAUUGGUACAGGGGUGAGCUCUGCAGUGGCUCCGCAGGUUCCUGCUCUUCGCUCUUGGAAAGGGCUUAUACAGGCCCUCCUUGACGCAGCCAAUGAUUUUGAUCUGCUGGAGGAGGAGGAGAGCCGGCGUUUCCAGAAGCACAUGCAAGAAGAUAAGAAUUUGGUGCAUGUGGCCCAUGACCUCAUUCAGAAACUUUCCCCGAGGACGGGAAAUGUUCGAUCCACGUUCUUCAAAGACUGUCUGUACGAAGUGUUUGACGACUUGGAGUGCAAGAUGGAGCACGCAGGGAAACACCUCUUGCGAUCGGUGCUGCAGUUGAUGGAGAGCGGUGCGUUGGUGCUUACCACCAACUUUGACAACCUGCUGGAGAUCUACGCAGCCCAUCAGGGCACCAAACUGGAGUCUUUAGACCUGACUGAUGAGAAAAAGGUGUUGGAGUGGGCUCAGGAGAAACGGAGGUUAAGUGUUCUGCAUAUUCACGGUGUUUACACUAACCCAUGUGGCAUUGUGCUGCACCCUGCUGGCUAUCAGAACGUACUGAGGAACACUGAGGUUAUGCGUGAGAUCCAGAAGCUGUAUGAGACUAAGUCCUUUGUGUUUCUCGGCUGCGGACGCACGGUGGACGACACGACCUUUCAGGCUUUGUUCCUGGAGGCGGUCAAACACAAGUCAGACCUGGAACACUUUAUGCUUGUGCGGCGGGAAGACGUGGGAGAGUUCAAAAAGCUGCGUGAUAACAUGUUGGACAAGGGCAUCAAGGUAAUCUCGUACGGCGACGAGUACGCUGACCUGCCUGAGUACUUUGAGAGGCUGGCCAACGAGAUCUGCAACCGCGACGUCUCUACCAACGGCUGGGGAUCACCUUCACAAAACGCAGAGGAACAGCAGAAUGGCUUCAGCACACAGAAAAACCUCCUACAGGGCUAAGACCAGAUGCAACUCCUUGAUUCAGAGAAGAUGCCACUUUCAAUAGACAUUUUCAGAAUAACACAACUUAAAAACUUGGCCCAAAACUCAUUUCCUUAAUGCAUGGAAAGUGUCAGCUGUGACAUUUGAUUUCAAAUUGUUUAUUC